AGAGACUCCUGCAGAGAGCAGAGCCCUCAGACUCCUCCAGAACACGACAGACUGAGUCUGAGGCCUUCAUCUGUCAGAUCGGAUCAUGACUGCCCUGGUUCGGCUCGCAGGGCACAAUGCAUCGAUGAGCUGAAAUAGUGCAUGAUGGAAACUCUUGUGAUGCGCGGCAGUGAAUGCGCAGUGGUUUGCGCGCUUGAUCCGGCUGAAGAUCAGAGGGUUAGCGCCGUCUGCUGUCUUCAGAUGAUCGACUGACGCCCACCGGCUCAAUCACUUAUCAUUCAGAUCAUAGGAACUUUCGCAGCGCGUCAGGGAGUCAUUCGCGAGCGUCCGUGCGCUGCUACAGCUCUUGAAGUGGACUGACGAGAACUUCUGAAGCCAUCAAGAGUUUUAACGUUAACAGGAGACGCUUUGUGUUUGCGCGGCGCUCCGUUCCUCCACGGAAUGGCAUUUCGGAAUAUGAGUGAUGCGCCUCGGUGUGUUCCAGCGUGUGUUUGGAGGCGGAGUGACUGACUGACAUUCAUUCAUCACAUAAAAGGGAAGUUGAGCCGCUGAACACCAGAAACUCUUCUGGGAUCGAUCAUGAAUGCGGCAAAGGCGCUGAAAAACGCGCUGGCGUGUUUGGUGAUCCUGCCGCGUUUUCUCGUCGCCGCCUUCAUGCUGUGGUGUCUUGAUUUUCUGUGCGUGAGGAAAAGAGUUUUGUUCCACCUGAGGAGUGAGGAGGAGGACGAGGACCCUCCGCUGUGCAUCUCCGACAGCAGCCGCAUGUUCAGCUGGGAGUCGCUCAAAGCGGUUUUCCACGGACACAAGCUGGACUGGAUGAAGUCCGCGCGUCUCGGCCGCGACGCGCCCAACAGCGAAGUGGUUCCGCUCGCGGACCCGACGCGCAGACGCGUGCUGGACUUCGCUUGCGCUCAGAGGCCCCUUCUGCUGAAUUUCGGAAGCUGUAGCUGACCGCCGUUCAUGACGCGUCUCAAGGCGUUCCAGCGGCUCGUGCUCCAGUACGCGGACGUCGCCGACGCGCUGGUGAUUUACAUCGAGGAGGCGCACCCGUCCGACGGCUGGGUCAGUUCUGACGCUCCGUAUCAGAUCCUCAAGCACCGGAGUCUGGAGGAGAGGCUGCGCGCGGCGCGGCUGAUGGCGCGCGAGGCGCCGGGCGUCGCGAUAGUCGCAGACAGCAUGGAGAACUCGUGCAACAGCGCGUACGGAGCGUAUUUCGACAGACUCUACAUCGUCCAGGACGGGAAGGUGGUGUAUCAGGGCGGCAGAGGACCGGAGGGCUACCGGAUCUCCGAGCUCCGGAACUGGCUGGAUCAGUACCGCACGCGGCUGCGCGACGCCGUGAUUCGCGUGUAAAGUGACGCGAUUUUCACAAGCUAUGUUUCCAUCCACCUGUUUGUAUAAUAUCUCACCGGAUGGAAACGCCAAGAUGCUCAUAGAUUCUAAAAAUGCGCAUAAAAAACGUAUGCGCACGGUUGAGUAGGAUCAACUUUACGCGUAUAAACUACGAUGGAAACACAUUUACCGAAUCAUUUCCACUAAAAAGUCAUGUGACGGGAUAACUCGACUAGCAGCGGACCGAUCUCGAUCACAGCAUCUGAA
This is a messenger RNA of Sinocyclocheilus grahami, 1599 nucleotides long. RefSeq names its product iodothyronine deiodinase 3a (gene dio3a). The transcript has 2 exons. Gene Ontology annotation, biological process: thyroid hormone metabolic process. NCBI's taxonomy places the organism in Eukaryota, Metazoa, Chordata, Actinopteri, Cypriniformes, Cyprinidae. Gene Ontology annotation, molecular function: thyroxine 5'-deiodinase activity. The record is from RefSeq and is a predicted model, not a curated record.